Messenger RNA from Mytilus californianus (California mussel), 1635 nucleotides. Its product is annotated as transforming growth factor-beta-induced protein ig-h3-like. Lineage: Eukaryota; Metazoa; Mollusca; Bivalvia; Mytilida; Mytilidae. Gene Ontology annotation, cellular component: extracellular matrix. The record is from RefSeq and is a predicted model, not a curated record. Gene Ontology annotation, molecular function: cell adhesion molecule binding. Gene Ontology annotation, biological process: cell adhesion; extracellular matrix organization. The transcript is spliced from 12 exons. Bases 16 to 1635 code for a protein of 539 amino acids.
UUCAAAGGUCUUAACAUGUUUAGGUAUUGUUGCAUCUUUCUCGCUGUCCAUUGUGUUUUAGGUGGUAACCUGGUCGAGGUGCUCCAAGCUAAUGGCGAGUCAAGACUGAUCCAGUAUGCGACAGCCUGUGGAUUAGCUGAUACAAUAUUAGGAGGAACAUACACCAUCUUUGCACCCACAAAUGCUGCAUUUGAUGCACUUGGAACCGAACAAGAACUCCUUUCUGAUAAAAAUGUUCUUACCACUAUAUUACUGUAUCAUCUGACUAAUGGAGUUAUACGGAGCACAGAUGCGCGGAAUGAGCUAACAGUUGAAUCGGUUGCCGGACUGAAAGUCAGAUUCAAUAUUUACCAGCAUAACAAAGUAAUUACAGUUGAAGGUGCCAAAAUUUCAAAGUUUGACCUGAAUGCUUCGAACGGAAUCGUCCAUGUCAUUGAGAAAGUAAUGAUACCACCUACCGGAGGAAUUGUCGAACUCGUAUCAGGGAACAAAGAUCUAAGCACAUUAUUGUCAUUAGUCCAGAAAGCAAAUAUUACAGGAAUUAUUCAACGUGAUCCAUUAACAGUAUUUGCACCAACAAAUGCUGCAUUUUCAAGAUUAUCUGCAAAUGUUUUAAGCAGGUUAAAUAGUGAUACAGCUCUACUAAAAGAGGUUUUGGAAUAUCAUUUAGUACCACAUACAGAGUAUUCACCUGGUUUAUAUAACAGAGAAUAUCUGCGAACGUUAGAUGCAAAGAGGGAUGUUAUUCGUUUAAGUGUGUCAGGAGGAGGAGUGUCAGUAAACUCAUAUGGGCACGUUUUAAAAGCUGAUAUUCCAGCUACAAAUGGUGUUGUUCACUUAAUUGAUCAUGUACUCAUCCCACUCCGAUAUUGGCGUACCCAUGGCGUUGUCAGAACAUACACCAUCUUUGCACCCACAAAUGCUGCAUUUGAUGCACUCGGAACUGAACAAGAACUUCUUUCUGAUAAAACUGUUCUUUCUACUAUAUUAUUGUAUCACCUGACAAAUGGAGUUAUACGGAGCACAGAUGCGCAGAAUGAACUAACAGUAGAAUCGGUUGCUGGACUGAAAAUCAGAUUUAAUAUUUACCAGCAUAGGCAUAACAAAGUUAUUACAGUUGAAGGUUCCAAAAUUUCAAAGUUUGACCUGAAUGCUUCAAAUGGGAUCGUCCAUGUCAUUGACAAAGUAAUGAUACCACCUACCGGAGGAAUUGUCGAUCUCGUAUCAGGAAACAAAGAUCUAAGCACAUUAUUUGCAUUAUGCAAGAGAGCAAAUAUUACAGGAAUUAUUCAAAGUGAUCCUUUAACAGUAUUUGCACCAACAAAUUCGGCAUUUGAUAGAUUAUCUGCAAAUGUUUUAAGCCAAAUACAUGAUGAUACAACUAAACUUAAAGAGCUUUUAGAAUAUCAUUUAGUACCACAUACAGAAUAUUCACUUGGUUUAUAUAACAAAGAACAUCUCAGAUCGUUGGAUAAAAAAAGUGCAUUACUUCGUCUAAGUGUGUCAGAAAAAGGAGUGUCAGUAGACUCAUAUGCGCACGUUAUAAAACCUGAUAUUACAGCUACAAAUGGUGUUGUACACGUGAUUGAUCAUGUACUUCUUCCAUACCGAAUUAUGUAUGGCUUUGGAAAAUAG